UGCUUUCCCCAGAUAUUUGGCCCAGAUAGAAAAAACAAAAUAUAAAUUAAUGCCAAGAGCUUGCAACAACCAUCCACCAUGAGUUUAACGACGAAUGCUCUGCUCAAGUGGGUAGCCACUGUCACCGCCAGCCUCCUGGUGACCAUGCAUGGCGCCGACAUGAUCAAGACAGUGAACGAGGAGUCUGCCGAGAGACACGCCUCCCAGCAAGCGGAAUCGGCCGUCGAGCCGACCCAGCCCUAUCUGAUGGGCUCGGCUAAGGUUAGCGCAGCCCUCCAGAACAUUCUGAGCAGCGACGUUAAUGCUGCAGAGCGUUCUGUCUAUAUCCGGGCAAUGCACAAUAAGAGCAAGCAGAACUAUGAGCUCGGAUCGGAAGCACUGAAUCGCACCCUGGAGGAGAUUAUGAUGCCCAAGGAGGAGGAAAAGGAGUCGCGCACAUUCGAGCCUGCAGUGAAGAUUUGAGGCUGCACCAAUGGCUUUACCGGAAGAGUUUUCGUUGAAUCUGAACUGUUGAAAAGAAAAACUAUAAUAAUAUAAUGCAAGCUUAACUUCUGGUCAUUGAUUAUUGCAGGCAACACACGAUCCUCUAUAAGAGAUGAUCAAACUUAAGUUUUCAAUAUAUAUUCUGUUGUUAGCAACGAUUCAUUGGGCUCUGAGUUAGCUCAUCGAUUCCUAAAUUCGCUGUGCUUUAUAAACAUGGCCUUCAAUUUGCGAUUAAAGCUAAGCACUAUUUUAUAUUUUCCCUAACAAAUUAACUUAAAUAAACUUAAAUCUGUUUAGAAUCUAA
This is a messenger RNA of Scaptodrosophila lebanonensis, 787 nucleotides long. RefSeq lists its product as uncharacterized. Bases 79 to 462 code for a protein of 127 amino acids. The transcript has a single exon. The record is from RefSeq and is a predicted model, not a curated record. Lineage: Eukaryota; Metazoa; Arthropoda; Insecta; Diptera; Drosophilidae.